AUGCCGUCGUCGAGGCGGACAUUGCUUCUGUCUUCGUUGCUUUUAUUAUCACCCAGCACAUCCGCAUUCUACCUCCCCGGUGUCGCGCCGAGUUCAUACGAUGAAGGCCAAUCAGUGCCGCUAUAUGUGAAUCAUCUCACACCCGGGAUCGCCAGGCAGGAUGAUCAAUUACACGCUGUGCUAUCGUACGAUUACUACAACCCCAUAUUCCACUUCUGCCAACCCAAGGACGGGCCGGUAGAUGUCCGCGAGUCGUUAGGCAGCAUCAUAUUUGGAGAUCGAAUUCGCACGUCGCCGUUUGAGCUGCACAUGGCAAAGAAUGAAACUUGCAAGGCUGUUUGUGGCGAGGUGGAGUUUGGACCGCGGGAUGCGCGAUUUACAAACAAUCGCAUUGCUCAGGGGUAUAACAUUAACUGGUUGGUGGAUGGGUUACCGGCUGCCAUGUUGAAUCUCGAUCCAAUCACUGGCGCAGAGUUUUACAACCCGGGUUUUCUCAUGGGAACUGUUGACGAAGGCGGCCAGUCUUUCCUCAAUAACCAUUUUGAUAUCAUCAUCGACUAUCACAAGGUCGGCCUCGCAACACAAGACAAGUACAGGGUCGUUGGCGUGCUAGUUCAACCAGACUCUCGCGGCGACUCGUUCAUUGACGGCAAUAAUCAAGUUGACUGCGGCGAGGGAGGCACUGCCAUGGUUCUGAGUGAGGAAAAACCGACAAAGGUUGUUUGGACAUAUAGUGUUUACUGGAGGGAAUCAAACACAGCAUGGGCAACGCGAUGGGAUAAAUACCUUCAUGUUUUUGACCCUAAGAUUCACUGGUUCUCUCUCAUCAACUCUUCCGUUUUCGUGGUUUUCCUAGUCGGCAUGGUCAGCAUGAUUCUCAUCCGCGCAUUACGAAAGGAUAUCGCCCGAUACAACCGACUCGACCAAAUCAACCUCGAUGAUCUUAAUGGUACCUCUGUCGUGGAGGACGGCAUUCAGGAAGAUUCGGGCUGGAAGCUUGUUCACGGAGACGUCUUUCGCUGCCCGAAGAGCCCGUUACUUCUAAGUGUUCUACUAGGAAACGGAGUUCAGUUGUUUGUCAUGACUGGUGUGACUGUUGCGUUUGCACUAUUUGGCUUGCUUUCUCCGUCUAACCGAGGUUUUCUUGGGACCACAGUUGUCAUUCUGUAUACACUGUUUGGAUUCAUUGGAGGUUACGUUUCCUCGCGCGCUUAUAAGUCGUUUGGCGGUGAAGCCUGGAAGCGCAAUAUUGUCAUGACUCCUCUUUUGAUUCCAGGCAUGGUCUUUUCCUGGUUCUUCUUACUGAAUCUGUUCGUUUGGGCCAAGGGCUCAAGCGGCGCCGUACCUUUUACUACCAUGAUUGCUGUAAUUGCUUUUUGGUUUGUGAUCAGUCUUCCGCUGAGUUUCGUGGGUAGUUGGCUUGGAUUUAAGUCUCAGGCUUUCGAGGCUCCCACCAAAACAAACCAAAUCCCCCGACAGAUUCCACCGGCAGUUGGAACUCUUCGCCCAAUCCCUUCGCUCCUGCUCACAGGCAUUCUACCGUUCGGUGCCAUCUUUGUCGAGCUCUACUUCAUCAUGAACUCCCUGUGGACUAGCAAGAUCUACUACAUGUUUGGAUUCUUGUUUCUCUGCUACGGGCUGAUGGUAAUUACCACUGCCGCCACUACUAUCUUGCUCGUCUACUUCAUGCUCUGUGCUGAAGAUUACCGCUGGUCAUGGCGUGCGUUUAACGGCGCCGGUAUGACCGGAUUUUACGUGUUUGUGAACGCGCUUAUUUUCUGGGCUACCCGCGUCAGCUUUGGAGGGUUGACUGGAGCGGUGUUGUACGUUGGAUAUUCGGCCUUGAUUGGUUUCUUGGUGUAUAUCUUGACUGGUUCAAUCGGCUUCUUCGCAAGCUGGGUCUUUGUCCGAAAGAUAUACUCAUCCAUCAAGGUGGAUUGA
Talaromyces amestolkiae is the source of this 1941-nucleotide messenger RNA. RefSeq lists its product as uncharacterized. NCBI's taxonomy places the organism in Eukaryota, Fungi, Ascomycota, Eurotiomycetes, Eurotiales, Trichocomaceae. Gene Ontology annotation, cellular component: fungal-type vacuole membrane; endosome. Gene Ontology annotation, biological process: protein localization to membrane; vacuolar transport. Bases 1 to 1941 code for a protein of 646 amino acids. The transcript has 3 exons. The record is from RefSeq and is a predicted model, not a curated record.